Messenger RNA from Phycomyces blakesleeanus NRRL 1555(-), 987 nucleotides. RefSeq lists its product as hypothetical. The transcript has 6 exons. The record is from RefSeq and is a predicted model, not a curated record. Gene Ontology annotation, molecular function: syntaxin binding; soluble NSF attachment protein activity. Gene Ontology annotation, biological process: intracellular protein transport; SNARE complex disassembly. The coding region runs from base 1 to 867 and encodes 288 amino acids. NCBI's taxonomy places the organism in Eukaryota, Fungi, Mucoromycota, Mucoromycetes, Mucorales, Phycomycetaceae. Gene Ontology annotation, cellular component: SNARE complex; vacuolar membrane.
AUGGCUUCAUCCGAACAACAGGCCAAAGAGCUUGUAGCUCAGGCACAAAAAAAACUCACUUCAUGGUCUCUCUUUAAUCCUUCCAACAAACAUGAAGAUGCCGCAGAGAUUUACGAAAAAGCAGGCAACAUGUACAAGUUAGCUCAACAGUGGACACAGGCCGGAGACUGCUUUAUUGAAGCUGCCAAACUGUUUCAGCGUGGAGGAGGUGCUAAGUUUGAUAGUUCAAGAGCUUACGAAAACGCUUCAAAGUGUUAUAAACGCCAAGACCCAGCAGCUGCCGUUGGGGCUUUGAAAGAGGCUGUUAUAUUAGAUCAGGAAGGUGGAAACUUCAGAGCAGCUGCACGACACUAUCAAGAGAUGGCAGAAUUAUAUGAAGGAGAACUCGAUGAUAUUCAAAAUGCAUAUGAAUCCUACAUAAAGGCAUCCGAACUGUUUAGUGCUGACGACUCACCAGCACUUGCGAACAAGGCGCUUCUUAAAGUAGCACAAAUUGCUGCUGAUUUGGGCAUGUAUGAGGUUGCAAUCGAGAAAUUUGAAAAGGUCGCCGCAGAUUCAGUAGAUGAUGCACUUCUUAAAUGGUCUCUCAAGGAGUAUUUUUUGAAGGCUGGUUUGUGCCACUUAUGUACAGGUGAUACGGUGAGAACAAGACAGGCACUCAAUGGUUAUUGUGGUAUGGAUAUGUCAUUUGAGACAACGCGUGAAUACCAACUACUCAAGGGUGUAGCAGACAGUGUAGACAAUGGUGAUGUCGAACAAUUCACUCAAGUUGUAUAUGACUUUGAUAAGCUUACUAGGCUGGAUAGCUGGAAGACUGCAAUUCUUCUAAAGAUUAAGAAAUCUUUGGAGCAAGAUGACUUGCGUUAGAGUGACUGUAUACAUUCUCUUUAUUUUUAUUUUUAUGCCCCAAUCAUUUUUGUAUUCUUCUUUUUCAUAUAAGCAUUUGCCAUUGGGGGUGUAAGAUAAAGACGCGUCCGAAUGACUAUG